AUGAAGGACUGUUCAGAUAUCAUCCUCUGUGUGGAGGCGGCAGAGCUGAGCAAGACUGAGUUCUGCAAUCCUGCUUUCGAGCCUGAAUCAGGGCUUCCUUGCCCUCCAUCUGCCUUCCAGGAGGCCGCCAGCUGCAGCAUCCAAGCUCCCUGGCACGGUCGGCGUCCCCGAGGGCUGCAGCCAGACUGCCACUUCUCCUGGCUGUGUGUCCUCCUGCUGGCCGGCCUGCUGCUCCUGCUGCUCGGGCUGCUGGUGGCCAUCAUCUUGGCCCAAUUACAGGCAACACCCCCAUCCGGGGCCUCCUAUCAUCCACUGCCUUCCCGAGGCCUUGCCACCACUGGCAUCACCCCCACUACCAUCUUUCAAGCAACUGGGACCCCUAAAGGGCCACAGGAGGCAGGCGUGAGCCCCAGGCCCCAGUCCACCUGUGGGGGCCUCCUUCCUGGCCCAAGGGGCUUCUUCAGCAGCCCCAACUACCCAGACCCUUACCCACCCAACACCCACUGCGUGUGGCAUAUCCAGGUGGCCACAGACCAUGCAAUACAGCUCAAGAUUGAAGCUCUCAGCAUGGAGAGUGUGGCCUCUUGUCUUUUCGAUCGCUUGGAAAUAUCCCCUGAGCCUGAAGGCCCUCUCCUCAGAGUGUGUGGGAGGGUGCCUCCCCCCACACUCAACACCAAUGCCAGCCACCUCCGGGUGGCCUUCGUCUCUGAUAGCAGCGUGGAAGGAUCUGGCUUCCAUGCCUGGUACCAGGCUGUGGCCCCUGGGUAUGGGAGCUGUGCCCACGACGAGUUCCCCUGUGACCAGCUCGUCUGCCUGCUACCUGACUCAGUGUGUGAUGGUUUUGCCAACUGCGCUGAUGGCAGUGAUGAGACCAACUGCAGUGCCAAGUUCUCGGGGUGUGGGGGGAAUCUGACUGGGCUCCAGGACUUCUCUGCUCCCAGCUACCUGCAGCAGUACCCUCACCAACAGCUUUGCACCUGGCAUAUUUCGGUGCCCACUGGACAUGGCCUGGAACUGCUGUUCCACAACUUCAGCCUGGAAGCUCAGGAUGAAUGCAAGUUUGACUACGUAGAGGUGUAUGAGACCAGCAAGUCAGGGGCUCUCAGCCUCCUGGGCAGGUUCUGUGGGGCAGAGCCACCCCCCCGCCUCAUCUCCUCGCACCACCAGCUGGCCGUGCUUUUUAGGACAGAUCAUGGCAUCAGCAGCAGCGGGUUCUCAGCCACCUACCGGGCCCUCAAUACCACAGAGAACCCCUGUGAACCCAGAGAGUUCUCCUGCGGGGACGAAGGGUGUAAGAGUCUGCAGUGGAUGUGUGGCAUGUGGAGAGACUGUGCAGAGAGCAGUGAUGACAACUGCAGCAGCCCCCUGUUCCCACCCCCAGAGUUGGCCUGUGAGCCUGUCCAGGUGGAGAUGUGCAUCGGUCUGAGCUACAACACCACGGCCUUCCCUAACAUCUGGGUGGGCAUGGCCACCCAGGAGGAGGUGGUGGAGGUCCUCAGAGGUUACAAGAGCCUGACCAGUCUGCCCUGCUACCAGAAUUUCCGGAGGCUCCUUUGCGGGCUGCUUGUGCCCCACUGCACCCCGCUAGGCAGCGUCCUUCCCCCUUGCCGCUCUGUCUGCCAGGAGGCAGAGCGCCAGUGCCAGUCUGGCCUGGCACUACUGGGCACCCCCUGGCCCUUCAACUGCAACAGGCUGCCUGAGGCAGCUGGCCUGGAGGCUUGCGCUCAGCCCUGACUCUUAAGCGGGCCCCUGCCCUCUGCUGCUCAGCCUCUUGCCCAUCAGGGCAGGCAGGCAGGGGAAGCAAAGGACAGGGGCCAGCAUAGGACUCUGCCCAUCCCCUCUGGGUCCUCCCAGGGCGGGAAAGAGAAGUCCUCAAUGGGGCUAAUCGGACCCUCCCACCCUCCCGGAUCUUUCCCUAUCCCUUUACUUGCCCCAGAUGUUGCAAACAGCUGGCCUGACUCCACGCAGUACCAUUGACAAUCUGGACCGCUUCUCACACAAGCCUCUGACCCUGAUUUCCUAUUUUCUGCCUUCCCCAUCUCCAUUUCUUUUUUAAGGUUCUCUACCACCCACCUUCUUUCUCAUUUACUCAACAAAAAUGUACUAAGUGCCUACUCGUGUGGCAGGCCCUGUUCUAAGCCCCAGGGAUCUAGAUGUCUACUGCAUCUAGAACUCUCCACCCUCAGUUCUCAGCUUCUAUUUCUCCUGAACUACAGCGUUGUCCUUGGUCUCUGUCAAGAUGCCAUCCCUCCUUCCAGCUCCUUGGAGCUGUAGAUGCCCUAAGCAUGUCUCUCACGGUUCUGCCUUU
Messenger RNA from Vicugna pacos (alpaca), 2308 nucleotides. RefSeq names its product membrane frizzled-related protein (gene MFRP). NCBI's taxonomy places the organism in Eukaryota, Metazoa, Chordata, Mammalia, Artiodactyla, Camelidae. Gene Ontology annotation, molecular function: serine-type endopeptidase activity; protein binding. The record is from RefSeq and is a predicted model, not a curated record.